CAACCAUCGAGAACGCUGGACGUUUCGUAAUUAUACUAUUGUAUUGUUUAAUUAGUAAUAAUAUCGUAUUGUGAAUUUAUAACGCAGGUACAAAUCAAGAGUUUAAUUGAAUUGGUGUGAGCGAGAGCAACGAUGUGGCGUUGUACGUGCGCACUCGCUCUGUUCUGCGCUACGCUCGUCGAUGCGGAGGCUUUUAAAAGAGCAGAUAUGUCAGCGUCACCCUUCGUCCUUAUUUCACGCUACGGCCGAUCGUCUCCGCGAAUGAUGACGUCGCGCAUAGACAAGUUCUUCUUAAGUAGAUAUGGAAAGCGAUCCGACCCUCUAACGAGAGCUUAUGACAUCACUGAAAAUAUUCAAAACGAGAGAGAAAGAGUCCAAGAUAGAGGUAGAGAAGGAGAUAGAGAUAUUUUACAAAAGUGGCGCCCAAGGUGUGACUGUGCAUCCUACAUCAAAAGAUUAGCUUUGAAGAAUUAUAACAAAAGAACACCAGAGACCAUUGAUCCAACUGUAUAUGAAGACUAAAAGGAAAUUCGACGUCAAUUUUACUUUAAGGUUAACGCUUAUUAUAUAAUUGCUUAUACUUAUUUUAACUAUUGUAUAAAAUAUGUUUUUAUAAACUGACAUUUAC
This is a messenger RNA of Nymphalis io (European peacock), 628 nucleotides long. RefSeq lists its product as uncharacterized. The transcript has 5 exons. The record is from RefSeq and is a predicted model, not a curated record. NCBI's taxonomy places the organism in Eukaryota, Metazoa, Arthropoda, Insecta, Lepidoptera, Nymphalidae. The coding region runs from base 133 to 522 and encodes 129 amino acids.